UAUAAAACCGGCUAGUGCGGGCUGAUGGGAGAACGCUCCGAGAACAGCUGGUGGUGGAGAGGAAACGGUGCGAGCCGGUAACGCAGGAUAGUAGGCUAGUAGUCACACAGGAAGCUAUGGGGCGUCUAACGCAGAUUGUAGACUUUCUGAAGAAGCAGAUCGGGGUUUCGUCCAAUCAGCUCCUUAAGUGUGUCCUGCUGAACAGUGCAAUUGAACUCUUCAGUUACAUUGAUGCCCCCACCUAUUCUGGUUCAGUAUAUCAAUACCAUGAUUGGAAUAUUGAAGACUUGGAUCACUUGUGCAGUAAGUUCUAUGAUACAGGACCAGUUACAAAACUCCCUGACGUCUUGAUCACAUCCUUGCCAUCAGAUGGGGUCACUGAACAGGCUGAUGUACUUAUAUCCAAAGAUACUGUUAAUUCAACACACAAACUGGAAACCGCUUUGCCAGUGUCAGAAACUCUGCAUUUGGUUUGUCCUGUGGACUUAUUGUUAGAGCUGCCAUUCUGUUUUGAAGAAGUAGCCACUACAGAAAAUAUAUAUCUAUUGUGUGCAUGUGAUCUUCAAGUCUUACCAGCCAUCACAGUGCUAAACUGUAGCACUACUGGAAACAAGGAUGUAACGACUAAUGCCUAUGGUGUAACGGAUGACUUAAUUACAAGUGACAUCAUAAAUUUAAGUUCCUUACAGACGGAUGCAUUUUUUGGCUCGUUUAACAAUGAAGACGAAAUGGAAGAUAAAAGUGUCUUCUGGGAUAGCUAUGAUAUGCAUGUAUCAAGGAGUCCUUUUAAUUGUCAAUAUACAAAUAUGCCAGGGGGAUGGAACUCUCAAACCAAAGAGAUCUGUACAUUUGAAGAUGCACGCAUUAUGGGUGAUGAAGCAGCAGCUUCUUUAGAAGAUUUGGACAAUUGGCUAUAUGCUGAACUGUAUCCCACGACUGACGAAACAGACUUAUGCUACCAGGUAACACUAAAGCAUGCUGAGGAUGCUCGAGAAGAACCAGUGUCUUCUACUCCAUACACCAAGAAAACCAGAUCCAGAAACGCAAGUUCAUCUCAACUGAGGUGAAAUGGACUUCUGAGCUAACGCCAUCAAUGGGAGCCAGUAUCGGUGAAGGGGAGAUAUUUAUUAAAGGAUGACGGCAGGAAAAGAAGUUUGCUGCUUUUUAUUCUGGUUUUUACUACUUGUAAUGCCAAACUGGUCUUUCAAAACUUUCAUUAACUUGCCAUUCAUAUGAAGUCAUGAAAAUGAAUUGCCAUAACACUAUUAGCACUAUUUUAAUGUUUGUCUUUAUCACGGACUAGCUAUAACACAAACAACUAUUUGUUUUUUUUAUCACUAAUUUGAAAUGCACUAAUGUUCAGUUGGCACAAAUUUUGCAUUAUCACGAAUUUUAAAAUGUCUCACAUUUUAUUUACUUUCUCACUUGUCUUUUAAACCUAUUUUUAGCUUCUUCCACAAUGUUUUUUUUGUCAUCCUGUUUGCUUCAGUAGAAAAAUGAGAUGAAAGUAUUGAAUUUAAAAUGACUUAGCAAUGUAGUCGGCCUUCUCUGGGAGCUAUAGGUUUUUAAUAAAAUAUUUUAUCUUAA
Pseudophryne corroboree (corroboree frog) is the source of this 1587-nucleotide messenger RNA. RefSeq lists its product as uncharacterized. NCBI's taxonomy places the organism in Eukaryota, Metazoa, Chordata, Amphibia, Anura, Myobatrachidae. The record is from RefSeq and is a predicted model, not a curated record. The transcript is spliced from 8 exons. The coding region runs from base 117 to 1067 and encodes 316 amino acids.